Messenger RNA from Symbiodinium sp. CCMP2592, 2025 nucleotides. NCBI's taxonomy places the organism in Eukaryota, Dinophyceae, Suessiales, Symbiodiniaceae. The record is from the annotation of a GenBank genome assembly.
AUGCAGGGCCGCAAUUUUGCACACACAGCGCUGACGCGCUGUGUGGCGACCCUCACCUUGGUGACCUUUGUGGUGGGUGCUUCGACCGGGAAGCACGUCGAGAAUGCAAGCUGCGCUUCUGACGACCAGGCGCUCUUGCAAGCAAAAGCGCUCGUCAAGGGAGGAGUUGCUACGUGCCCUGCGGAUCCCAGCACCGACACAGAGGAUCCUGUCAUCUGGGUGCGCGAUACGGUAUUAACGACAACCUCUGGACAGUGCGUCAUUCCGCAAAAUGCCGUAACGGUAAGUGACAACUGCCCAGGCGUCACAUGGUCCUGUGAGCCACCAUCUUGUUCCUGUGCUUAUGUCGGUCAGAAUACAGUUGACUGCACGGCGAUCGAUGCUGCUGGCAACGCUGCAUCAGCUUCCUUAUAUGUUACCGUGGAGGACAAUGAGGAUCCAGUCUUCGAUGCGGUGCCGAAUGACGUGACAGUGACCACAGACCAAGGACAGUGCGGAGCCCGUGUGAAUUUCAAUGUGCCCACCGCAACCGACAACUGUGGAGUUGCGCAACUAGUUUGUUCGCCAGAAUCCGGCACCGCGUUCUCGGUCGGUACCACCACGGUGACGUGCACCGCCACCGAUGUAAAUGGGAACACUGCCGAGACAAGCUUUGUCGUCAAGGUCGAUGACUACCAGGAUCCCCUCGUCGUGGUGAGCGAUACGGUAUUAUCGACAACCUCUGGACAGUGCGUCAUUCCGCAAAAUGCCGUAACGGUAAGUGACAACUGCCCAGGCGUCACAUGGUCCUGUGAGCCACCAUCUUGUUCCUGUGCUUAUGUCGGUCAGAAUACAGUUGACUGCACGGCGAUCGAUGCUGCUGGCAACGCUGCAUCAGCUUCCUUAUAUGUUACCGUGGAGGACAAUGAGGAUCCAGACUUCGAUGCGGUGCCGAAUGACGUGACAGUGACCACAGACCAAGGACAGUGCGGAGCCCGUGUGAAUUUCAAUGUGCCCACCGCAAGCCGACACUGUGGAAUUUUUCAAGUAGUUUGUUCGCCAGAAUCCGGCACAACGUUUCCGGUCGGUACCACCACGGUGACGUGCACCGCCACCGAUGUAAAUGGGAACACUGCCGGGACAAGCUUUGUCGUCAAUGUCCAUGAGACGGAGGCUCCAGUCUUCAAUCCGGUGCCGGAUAAUGUGACAGUGACAGCAGACCAAGGACAGUGCGAAGCCGUUGUGAAUUUCAAUGUGCCCACCGCAAUCGACAACUGUCCAGGAGUUCAAGCAGUUUGUUCGCCAGAAUCCGGCACAACGUUUCCGGUCGGUACCACCACGGUGACGUGCACCGCCACCGAUGUAAAUGGGAACACUGCCGAGACAAGCUUUGUCGUCAAUGUCGAUGAGACGGAGGCUCCAGUCUUCGAUCCGGUGCCGGAUGUUGUGACAGUGACAGCAGACCAAGGACAGUGCGGAGCCGUUGUGGAUUAUGUGGCCAAUGCAACCGACAAUUGUCCAGGAGUUCAAGUAGUUUGUUCGCAAGAAUCCGGCACAACGUUUCCGGUCGGUACCACCAAUGUGACAUGCAGCGCCACGGAUGCUUCUGGCAACACUGCCUCGUCGGAAUCUUUCGUCGUCCAGGUCAAUGACCUCGAAGAUCCAAGCAUCGGCACACUUCCCAACAUCGACGUGCAGUCCUGCAGCCCGACGACCGUCACGUUCGCGCCUACAGCGGAUGACAACUGCCCAGGUGUUUCAACUUCUUGCAGUCCUUCAUCCGGGUCCCUUUUCACUGUCGGCGAAACAGAAGUGACGUGCACUGCAACCGAUGUGGCGGGAAGCACCAGUCAGAAGCGCUUUUCAGUAUCGGUGGAGUGCGACAAUGGCAGCAGCGAGCCGACUGACAAUGCCGGAGAUGGCAGCUACUACCACAAGCGCGUUCCUCGCAUCCCGAGGUGGCUUCACCACAAGCACCACGGCCACGCAAAGCGUGGUCGCCACGUCAGGAAGGGGUUGGACACAAGAACAGACGGCGCACAGUGA